UAAAGUAAAGUAAAAUUGAAGUCAAACCCACAGCAGUCCACUCGGCCACAGCUAAGCCCUACCGCCGACCACCGGCCGCCCUCUCCCUCUUCCCCUUCAGAAGGCUCGAUGACUACGUCGGAGCCCACUUCGUCCUACAAACCUUACACCCUCUCUCAAACGCUCACCGGCCACAAGCGCGCUCUCUCCGCCGUCAAGUUCUCCCCGGACGGCCGCCUCCUCGCUUCCUCCUCUGCCGACGCCACCAUCCUCACCUACUCCACCUCUUCCCUCUCAUGCCCCUCCCCCGCCCCUCUCCACCGCCUUUCUGGCCACGAGAACGGCAUCUCCGACAUCGCCUUCUCCUCCGACGGGCACCUCCUCGCCUCCGCCUCCGACGACAAGACGCUCCGCAUCUGGGACCUCCUCACCGCCUCCCCUCUGUCCACCCUCCGUGGCCAUACCAAUUAUGCCUUCUGCCUCAACUUCAACCCCCACUCCAACCUCCUCGUCUCCGGCUCCUUCGACGAGACCGUCCGCGUCUGGGAUGUCAAGUCGGGCAAGUGCCUCAGGGUGCUGCCGGCCCACUCCGACCCUGUCACGGCCGUCGAUUUCAACCGGGACGGGACCAUGAUCGUGUCGAGCAGCUACGAUGGGCUCUGCAGGAUCUGGGACGCGUCCACUGGUCACUGUAUGAAGACCCUCAUAGAUGAUGAGAACCCUCCUGUGUCCUUCGUCAAGUUCUCCCCCAAUGGGAAGUUCAUUCUUGUUGGCACCCUUGACAACACUUUGCGAUUAUGGAACUUUUCGACUGGAAAAUUCCUGAAGACAUACACAGGUCACGUGAACUCAAAGUACUGCAUCUCAGCGGGGUUCUCCAUAACCAAUGGGCAGUACAUUGUCAGCGGGUCCGAGGAUAACUGCGUAUACUUGUGGGAGCUCCAGAGUCGGAAAAUAGUUCAGAAAUUGCAAGGCCACACCGAUGGUGUGAUCUCAGUGGCAUGCCACCCCACCGAGAACAUGAUCGCCUCUGGGUCUCUGGGAAAUGAUAAGAGUGUGAAGAUAUGGAGGCAGGAGAAGGAUUGAAGGAUUCCUUUGCCCAGCAACAAGAGAGCGAAUGAAUAAGAGGAGACAGUUUCGAUGGAACCGUAUGUUGGCUUUAUAACCCUCUCUUUUCUUUGAUGUUUGUUGGAUGCUGUUAUUGAAGGCCGAGAGCAGCUACAUUCUUGUUUAUCUGGAUACUAAUUGGUUGGUUUUAGCUUGUCGGUCAGGCCGCUCCCGUAGUUUGAAUCACAAUGACAGAGUUUAGUUUCCAUGUUCAUGACUUGGGUGUACUAGUCCACUAUGUAAAUGCUAGGCGUGGUUCCACUUUCUUGUACUAUCUGGAUGUAUUAAAGACUUUGGUCUUGCAAUUGAAUCCUAAUUCAGAUGAAUGGCCUAUACGACAGUUUUGGAAUACA
Punica granatum (pomegranate) is the source of this 1439-nucleotide messenger RNA. Lineage: Eukaryota; Viridiplantae; Streptophyta; Magnoliopsida; Myrtales; Lythraceae. The record is from RefSeq and is a predicted model, not a curated record.